CACUCAAUUACUAUUUUUUUCCAGAAUGACUCAAGUGAAUCCAUCGGGUUCUGGCUGCUCAGGCAUGUCCAGAACAUCGACAUUCCUUUUGCUCCUGCUAUUGGCCCUCGUAUAUUCCUGCGUGACGAACUCGGUUUCAUAUUAUUCACUCCAGAUAAAUGCCUAUGGAAUCGGGGUUUACGCAAGCAUGCUGUUUUCUGGUGCAAAAGGACUUGUGUCAGCGAUUGUCGGGGUAUUAUUGACAAAACGCCUUUUUGUUCAGAGUACCUCGAAAAAAGGAAUGCUGAUCGCUGGAAUCUGGAUCACAGGGAUUGCGACCAUUUGCCUUGGGUCCACUGAUCAAUUGGGCAGCGGCACAUGGUUCCUCAUCCUCAGCGUUAUUUUCCAACUGGCUGCCAGCAUCGGAUUUGCACUUGUGGCGAUUUGCGCGUUGAGAAUACUCGCUGAAAAUUUCCAGGACGACGUAAAAGGAACCAUGGUACUCGUGGCUGUCAGUCUUGGUACUGCGUACUUCGUUGGCCCUGCUGUGGCAGCUUUUAUGCAUGCGAGUUCGGGGUUCAUGCUACCAAACGCUGUGCUGGGUUUGUCGACCAUCACGCUUGGCGCCUUCGUUUGGAGGGUCUUGAAAACCGUUGACACGCACUCAUUGGCGCCAUCUGGAGGUUUGUGGUUCAUUGGCCUGAGCAGUCAAACGAAUUGGAGAGCCGCGGCUCUUGAUCUGAAGAUACCGAUAGUUAUGCGGAACAAAUUGACGGUUUUCUUUGUUCAUAACUCAGAUGACCCCUUUGAUGUCGACCCGCUGUUCUCGUCCCAGCUGAUGACGUUGGAUCUCUACUUGGUCGUAAUCUCUGCUGUCAUAUCCUUUUUCCAGAACAAUCUCGAGCCACAUCUGCGACCGGUAGUGAAAAGAAGAUUUCCUGCGAGUUUCGACAGAUUUCACCCUUCGGUUCGCGAAUUCUCAAUGAAAAGAAUGGCGGGUUUUGCGGUCACGAUCUUGCUGUUGGUGUUGGUGGUGCAUCCCGAUGCGUCAGCUGGGCGUUGUCAUGUCCAAGAUGGCCGCCUACAUUGUACGGAGGCGUGCAAUGCGGAUGCGGUUCGAGCGUCCGACUUCGAUGGCAGGGUAGUGUUAACUGGUCCUGUCUUAGAUUUCGGUUGUUUGGAUUUUUUUGGCAUCAAGGUCGUUGAGUUGCUGAAGCCGACUCGAUGCAAGGGGGUUUUCAUAGCCUCUGCUGUCAAUCCUGCGGACCUGUGCGUUGGGUACGUGUCGGGAGCAGUCUUGACGGAGGUCACUUCGGUCGUCUUGACGACAUUGAUGAUUCCAACGACGACGCUGUCGACCGUUGCUGCGACGGUGGUGACGCCUACAGCGGCGACAUCUGUGUCGCAACCCGACUUGUCUGUUUCGACGCCGCUUCCUACGGCGGAGUCGAUUACUCUGACGGUGACUGCUGCUGCUUUUCCGUCAACGUCUGUAGUGAAAACAGAAACUACGACUGUCCCUGCCAACAAGCCAUCUAUCCUGAUAUCCGUAUUGAAAAACUUUUCGGAUAUUCCGGAGACGACUCUUUUUACGGGGGAACGUGCAAAUGUUACUCUGACCUUUGUGGAGGGGAAAGCUGUUUUGGGUGCUGAGUUUUCAACGGAAGUGCUCUCCAAAUGGGCUGUUGGGCUUAUCAGCGGCCUUAGUCUGACGGUUUUUGGACUGGUGUUUGGGUGGCUGGCUCAUUGCCUGAGGAAGAAGCCCUGGUUGCAGCCAUUCCUGAGGCUAGUGGAGGAGGCCAGGAGGGUGUUGACGCUGCCG
Messenger RNA from Notodromas monacha, 1801 nucleotides. The record is from the annotation of a GenBank genome assembly. Lineage: Eukaryota; Metazoa; Arthropoda; Ostracoda; Podocopida; Cyprididae.